This is a messenger RNA of Mytilus californianus (California mussel), 1804 nucleotides long. RefSeq lists its product as uncharacterized. Gene Ontology annotation, molecular function: protein binding. The coding region runs from base 238 to 981 and encodes 247 amino acids. The record is from RefSeq and is a predicted model, not a curated record. The transcript is spliced from 10 exons. NCBI's taxonomy places the organism in Eukaryota, Metazoa, Mollusca, Bivalvia, Mytilida, Mytilidae. Gene Ontology annotation, biological process: signal transduction.
UAAUAAUGUCCGGGAUAUCCCUUUGUAUAUAGUCAGUCAUUAAGCAGUUGCCAUCCAGAUCGGACGUCCCCACGAGCGAACAACUGGAUGACCUGAUGAAUUAGUGAAGCAUGGAAUAAAUAUAUUUAGGGAAUAUCAUACACACACACACACACAUAACAUCAUUACAGUAUAUACAGUUACAUCUUGGAAAUACCAUAGAUAAACAGAACGCCACCAAAUCUUACGAUUUGAGCAAUGGGUAUUACUGAAUCUAAGUUAAAAAAAUAUCGUUCAAGUCAGGAGAAACAGAUAAAACGACUAGAAAAAAGAAUGGACCAAAUUUUCACAAGAAUGAACAACGGUGAAUUAAGAAUAAAUAAAGUUGAAGAAUCACACAACAAAGUUGUUUCAGCCUUAGAUGAAACGAAGAAAAGAUUUGACGAUCUUCUCGUGCAUAUUACAGUUGAUAGCGAAAGCAAUAAAGAGGGGUGGAAAACAAUGAAAGAAGAGAACAUAAGAAACCAAAAACAUCGAGACCGCAUUGAAAGAAUGCUAUGUACUUUUGGAAAUGAUAGGUCUUCCUUAACUUUAGCUUCACCAACGACAAUAGAUGAAUGGAUCGGCAAAGUUCAAAUAGGAACACUCAUCUCAAUUGUUGAUGAACAGAAAAUAUUAAAAAUUAAGAGAUGCAUUUCUGCUUCACACAUAAAAAUGGUAGGUCGGCAUCUUGGACUACGGGAACAUGACAUUUGUGAAAUAGAGGUUGAUUUGAGGCACCAACUUGCAGCUGAGGCAGCAUACCAGAUGUUAAUUAAAUGGAAAAAUAAAAUGGGACAAAAAGCAACAGUCGGAUGCUUGACAGAAUGUUUAUUUGAAGCUGCCAAAGAAGACCCCAGAAGCAUUAAUGUUGAGUCCUUGACUGAAGCAAUUCUUUUUUAUGACACGACAUGUGUGAACUUGAGGAGGACACAGUCGUUAAAAAGAUUUAGUACAGGAUAAUGAAUUGGAUCACAUGACACGUGAUACUCAAAACGACAGAAAAUAAAUACACAAUCGUUUGAAAGAAGAUCGAUUUUUGUUUUAUCUUACAUUGUACUGAACAAAAUAUAUGUUGUAUAUACGCUUUAUGUUAUGAACUUAUGUAACAGUAUAUAAUUUUACGUCUCUCGUUUUUUUCAAUUAUUUGAUUUGAGUGCAGACCUAAAUUACACAUAUAUAACGGAUAUCCCUUUCUGAAAUGUAUUUUCCAAUACCAGGUAUUUGUUGAACAUGCACCAUGCGGUAUAUAUAAUAGAUAUUCAGAAAAUGUUUCUGUAUUUUUGUGUCCUGCAGUUAAAUGCAUUUUUUUCGUCUUGACAAAGAAGUGUUAUUUUUCGUGCAAUAAUAAAGUAUUUAGCUUUCAUAUGCACUUUUUGUAUGUGGGUCACUUUUAAUGCUUUUUGACCAACAGAAAUAUUUAUAAACCCAACCUGUUAUUUUGCCGCUUACGUGAAAGAUUUUGUAAUUUGCAGUGAAAAUAAUUUUCUCGUGUAUGUAAUACUUUAAAAUGUGCUUUCAGGCAUUGAUUUAGUAUUUGGUUAGAAAAUAUAUAUAUAGCCUGCAUUUAAAUAAAAAAAAAAAGCUUGUAUUUGAAGGAUACACACCAUUUUUGUCUUUAUGAGUCUCUGACUUUCUUUUACUUUUGUGUAGAUUAUGACUUUUGACAUUGUCACAUUUUCAAUGUAAUAUAUCUUACAAUUACUGUAUAGUCAAUUAUAUUUAUAUAUAUGUAUAUGCUCGGAAACGGGCCCUUUAAUUGUAUUUAAUAAAGUUCGUAUUCAUA